UGACACCGGCCGUCCAGGCAGAUCCCCACAGAGCAGCCUCGACUGCCGUGUUCUCUGAUCCCGCUGCUCUCCCUCUCGCGUCUCCGACGCCGAAGUCUUUCUAAUCACUGCCCCGGGAGCAACGUUCCUCCGUGGCCGCUGGAAGCCGCCGAAUCAAGUCCAGGAUGCAGCUCUAAUAAAAGAAAUCCUGCAAGACUGGAAGGAAACAAACAGGAAACAACAAUCAGCACGGAAGCCUGGUGGAGGGUAGAAGACACCCAUCGGUCCAUCAAAACACAGACUUCUCAGCAUGCUAGCCAUGCUGUAGCACAUAAAGGAAAGGCGUGGAGAUCUCUGGAGAAACACCAGCUGCCUUUUAUUAAACACUCCAAAGUCCCAAACCCACACAUCCUCCUCUCAUCCGUCACUCACCAACCCCUGCAAAGAUGCCGAUGCCAAGGUUGAUGCUGUGGCACUUGUGGUGACGGGGCACAGAGUGUGUGUGCACACAUCCGGCAGGCAGGCCGGCGGGUCGCUGGGUGUACAGGCACACCAAGAGGCUAUUUCGGGGUGGCCGUGGUAAAAACCAUGCGGCCCUGGGCAGGUUCAUGGCGCUGGAUUACCCUGGUGCUGUUGGCCUGGGGCACACUCCUCUUCUACAUCGGUGGUCACUUGGUGAGGGACAGCGAGCACCCGGAGCGGUCCAGCCGGGAGCUCUCCAAGAUCCUGGCAAAGCUAGAACGGCUCAAGCAGCAGAAUGAAGACCUGCGGCGCAUGGCCGAAUCGCUCAGGAUACCGGAGGGUCAGGCAGAAGCAGGUUCCCUGGCCGUCGGAAGACUGCGUUCCUUGGAAGACCAGCUAACCAGAGCCAAACAGAAGAUCCACAGCUUCCAGAAACUCACUGGAGACGGCCCCGGGCCCACUCAGGAGGAGCUGCGGAGAAGGGUGGAGAAUGGCGUUAAGGAGUUCUGGUACUUCGUUCGCAGCGAGGUGAAGAAAUUGGCCAGCGUCGAGGCCGGAGAGAGACAAAAGUAUGCGGACACACUUCUUCAAGACCUGGGACAUCAGGAGAGGUCCAUCAUGACAGACUUGUACUACCUCAGCCAGGCGGACGGCGUGGGCGAGUGGAGAGUGAAGGAGGCUAAGGACCUGUCGGACCUGGUCCAGAACAGAAUCACCUACCUACAGAACCCCCCAGACUGCAGUAAGGCGAGAAAGCUGGUGUGUAACAUCAAUAAGGGCUGUGGUUAUGGCUGCCAGCUCCACCACGUCGUCUACUGCUUCAUGAUCGCUUAUGGCACCCAGCGCACGCUCAUCCUCGAGUCCCACAACUGGCGCUACGCCCCCGGUGGCUGGGAGACCGUCUUUCUGCCCGUCAGCAACACCUGCACCGACCGCUCUGGGGCCACCACCGGACACUGGUCAGGAGAAGCCCACGAUAAGGACGUGCAGGUCGUGGAGUUGCCGAUCGUGGACAGCCUCCACCCUCGGCCUCCGUACCUGCCCCUAGCCAUCCCAGAGGACCUGGCCCCGCGUCUGCAGCGUCUCCACGGCGACCCGUCCGUUUGGUGGGUGUCCCAGUUUGUCAAGUACCUGGUGCGUCCUCAGGCUUGGCUGGAGAAGGAGAUCCAGCAAACCACUGCCAAGCUGGGCUUCAAACAUCCCAUCAUCGGGGUCCACGUGAGGAGGACAGACAAGGUGGGGACAGAGGCGGCGUUCCAUCCAAUCGAGGAGUACAUGCUGCACGUGGAGGAGCAGUUUCAGCACCUGGCCCGACGCGUCCACAUCGACAAGAAACGAGUUUACCUGGCGACCGACGACCCAUCCCUGCUGCAGGAAGCUAAGACGAAGUAUCCAGACUACGAGUUCAUCAGCGAUAACUCCAUCUCGUGGUCGGCCGGUCUUCACAACCGCUACACCGAGAACUCGCUGAGAGGAGUCAUCCUGGACAUCCACUUCCUGUCGCAGACCGACUUCCUGGUGUGCACUUUCUCCUCACAGGUCUGCCGCGUCGCCUAUGAGAUCAUGCAGACGCUGCAUCCGGACGCCUCCUCCUUCUUCUACUCCCUGGACGACAUCUACUACUUCGGCGGCCAGAACGCCCACAACCAGAUCGCCGUCUAUCCCCACCAGCCGCGCAACAGCGAGGACAUCCCCCUGGAGCCCGGCGACGUGAUCGGCGUGGCCGGCAACCACUGGGACGGAUACUCCAAAGGCAUCAACCGCAAACUGGGGCGCACCGGCCUCUACCCGUCCUACAAGGUGAAGGAGAAAAUCGAGACCGUCAAGUACCCGAUGUAUCCCGAGGCCGACAAGCUGCUCAACUCUCAAAAGAAGUAAAAAAAAAAAAAGAGAGAGAGAAAAAAAAGUAGAAGAAGAAGAAAAAAAAUAUAAAGCAAGAGAAGGAGUGAGGAGGAAUACGCAGACUCCGUUUCCAGGGAAGGAGGCGGCUUUUGUACAGAAGAGAGAGAGAGAGAAUGAGAGAAUGAGAGACAUACUUAGUGCGCUAAGCUGAGGAGAAGAAGAAGAAGAAGAAGAAGAAGAAGAAGCCUGUAACGCAGGGGUGAGAGGAGCAAGAAUGCAGAGAGAGAGUGUGUGUGUGUGUGUGUGUGUGUGUGUGUGUGUGUGUGUGUGUGUGUGUGUGCACUUGUGUAAAAUGCCUGUGCAAUAUGUCAGGUCAUGGAAGACUUUUGCACCCCUACGCCACUAAACCCCCCCCUCCCCCACCAGCCACCUGACGCGGGCCUUGUAGAGACGUAGACGUGAGAAAACAUUGAUUUUACGUAAA
Solea senegalensis (Senegalese sole) is the source of this 2767-nucleotide messenger RNA. RefSeq names its product fucosyltransferase 8b (alpha (1,6) fucosyltransferase) (gene fut8b). Gene Ontology annotation, cellular component: Golgi cisterna membrane. Gene Ontology annotation, molecular function: protein binding; glycoprotein 6-alpha-L-fucosyltransferase activity. NCBI's taxonomy places the organism in Eukaryota, Metazoa, Chordata, Actinopteri, Pleuronectiformes, Soleidae. Gene Ontology annotation, biological process: protein N-linked glycosylation. The coding region runs from base 568 to 2319 and encodes 583 amino acids. The transcript has 10 exons. The record is from RefSeq and is a predicted model, not a curated record.